Messenger RNA from Peromyscus maniculatus bairdii (prairie deer mouse), 2312 nucleotides. It is a transcript of the gene Atp5f1a, whose product is annotated as ATP synthase F1 subunit alpha. Gene Ontology annotation, molecular function: ATP binding; ADP binding; proton-transporting ATP synthase activity, rotational mechanism. Gene Ontology annotation, biological process: proton transmembrane transport; proton motive force-driven ATP synthesis. NCBI's taxonomy places the organism in Eukaryota, Metazoa, Chordata, Mammalia, Rodentia, Cricetidae. The record is from RefSeq and is a predicted model, not a curated record.
GGGGCAACCACAAGGUCGAUUCAAAAGACCAAAAAAAAAAAAAAAAAAGGUAUGAUGAAUGCCAGGGAGGCUGGAAACAAGUGAUCCAUUCAUCUUUAGUUUCAAAUGUUAAAACAAACUAUAUUAAUAGAAAAAGAAAAAAAAGAAAAAAAAGAAAAAAAAAGAUUUACGUCCGGAGGUGAAGGAGAGGGGCGGUACUUCCGGGUCAGGUGGGCUGGCUGCCUUGACCUUCCUUCGCGCUCGGCCAUUUUGUGCCAGUCGUCCGGAGCCUGCGGCCGCGGAGGAUCUCCCCGAGAAGCUGCGAGGAUGCUGACCGUGCGCGUCGCCGCGGCCGUGGCCCGUGCCCUCCCCCGCCGGGCGGGACUGGUCUUCAAAAAUGUUCUGGGGUCAUCCUUCAUUGGUGCAAGAAAUCUUCAUGCCUCUAACACUCUACUUCAGAAGACUGGCACCGCUGAGAUGUCCUCCAUUCUUGAAGAGCGGAUUCUUGGAGCUGACACAUCUGUUGACCUCGAAGAGACUGGGCGUGUCUUAAGCAUCGGUGACGGUAUUGCCCGAGUACAUGGGCUGAGGAAUGUUCAAGCAGAGGAAAUGGUAGAAUUUUCUUCAGGCUUAAAGGGUAUGUCCCUGAACUUGGAACCUGACAAUGUUGGAGUUGUCGUGUUUGGAAAUGAUAAGCUAAUUAAAGAAGGUGAUAUUGUGAAGAGAACAGGAGCCAUUGUGGACGUUCCAGUUGGCGAGGAGCUGUUGGGCCGGGUAGUCGAUGCCCUUGGUAAUGCCAUUGAUGGAAAGGGUCCAAUUGGUUCUAAGACCCGGAGACGAGUGGGCCUGAAAGCCCCUGGAAUCAUUCCUCGAAUCUCUGUGCGGGAACCAAUGCAGACUGGCAUUAAGGCUGUGGACAGUCUGGUGCCCAUUGGUCGUGGUCAGCGUGAGCUGAUUAUCGGUGACAGACAGACUGGGAAAACAUCGAUUGCUAUCGACACAAUCAUCAACCAGAAACGUUUCAAUGAUGGGACUGACGAAAAGAAGAAGCUGUACUGUAUCUACGUUGCUAUUGGUCAGAAACGGUCCACUGUCGCCCAGUUGGUGAAGAGACUGACAGACGCAGAUGCCAUGAAGUACACCAUUGUGGUGUCAGCUACUGCUUCUGAUGCUGCCCCACUUCAGUAUUUGGCUCCUUACUCUGGCUGCUCCAUGGGAGAGUAUUUCAGAGAUAAUGGCAAGCAUGCUUUGAUCAUCUACGACGAUUUAUCCAAACAGGCUGUGGCUUACCGCCAGAUGUCUCUGUUGCUGCGCCGACCCCCUGGGCGUGAAGCCUACCCUGGAGAUGUGUUCUACCUGCACUCUCGGCUGCUGGAGAGAGCAGCCAAGAUGAAUGACUCUUUUGGUGGUGGCUCUUUGACUGCCCUGCCGGUCAUAGAAACCCAGGCUGGUGAUGUGUCCGCCUACAUUCCAACGAACGUUAUUUCCAUCACUGACGGACAGAUCUUCUUGGAAACAGAGUUGUUCUAUAAAGGCAUCCGCCCUGCCAUUAACGUGGGUUUGUCUGUGUCCCGUGUCGGAUCUGCUGCCCAGACCAGGGCCAUGAAGCAGGUGGCCGGGACCAUGAAGCUGGAGUUGGCUCAGUAUCGGGAGGUCGCUGCCUUUGCCCAGUUUGGUUCUGAUCUUGAUGCUGCCACUCAACAGCUCUUGAGUCGUGGUGUGCGUCUGACCGAGUUGUUAAAGCAAGGACAGUACUCUCCCAUGGCUAUUGAAGAACAGGUGGCUGUUAUCUAUGCAGGCGUGAGGGGCUAUCUGGAUAAGCUGGAGCCCAGUAAGAUCACCAAGUUUGAGAAUGCUUUCUUGUCUCAUGUUAUCAGCCAGCACCAGACCCUCUUGGGCAAUAUCAGGGCCGAUGGGAAAAUCUCAGAACAAUCAGAUGCAAAGCUGAAAGAGAUCGUAACAAACUUCUUGGCUGGGUUUGAACCAUAAAGCCCCAUGAAUCCGUGUGUGUCAGACACUGCUUUGGUUUUGUCAUUUAUUCGGUAAAAUCACCUCCAUUUGUAAAGGAUUGCUCCGUACUCCUCAUGUACAGAAAUCACCGAAAUAAAGGUUCCAUGUUGUGUGCCAGUUUGUGUGGGGGCAGGUGCAGGUGUAUACUGUGGCUUGUGUGUGGACAGGGGGGGUCCAAGGACAGCCUGUAGGAGUCGAUGCUGCCCUUCCACUGUAUGGGUUCUCUUGCCAGAGCUGGCAAAUUGCUCUCUUAACCCAUUCUACUUAAAUAUUGGUACAGAUUCUAAAGUCCUUUGUGAUUGAUUAAAGAGAAAUCUGCUGGA